Messenger RNA from Cydia strobilella, 2606 nucleotides. RefSeq lists its product as uncharacterized. Gene Ontology annotation, molecular function: DNA binding. The transcript is spliced from 2 exons. Bases 254 to 1639 code for a protein of 461 amino acids. The record is from RefSeq and is a predicted model, not a curated record. Gene Ontology annotation, biological process: DNA recombination; DNA integration. NCBI's taxonomy places the organism in Eukaryota, Metazoa, Arthropoda, Insecta, Lepidoptera, Tortricidae.
AGUGAAUAGAGCGGUAGGCUAGCUAGCCGUCGUCGAUGGCGAUAAAAUUUUAGAAAGGCUGAGAAUUCCUAAGCGUAGGCGUAGUAAACUACUUCUUCAUAAUUUUAUUAGUGAAAUAGUUUGAUGUUUAAUAAAUUACUUAUUGAUAGUAACUUCGCAUAAUUAUGACAAUUCUAACACACACAACUCCGUAGAAAAGUUUGUGUACUUACGUGUGGAAUAUUUGUUGUUAAAACUUUCCAAAAAUAAGCUAAUGAAAAUGUAUGACACAAAUUCUGAUAAUGAAAGUAUGGAUGUGGCUUCAUCUGGUGUAUCUGAAUCAGCAGCGAACGAUGUCUAUCUGGUACCGGAACGAUCAAGAAAAGCAUAUGAUAAAAUUUACCAAGAUUUUAUGAACUGGAAAAUAACAAACGAUAUACAAUCUUUCAAAGAAGAGGUGAUAUUAGCAUACUUUCGAGAAAUGUCGGACAAAUUCAAAUAUUCUACCUUGUCAACAAAUUUCUCUAUUCUAAAAAAUACUCUAGUUCUAAAUCAUAAGGUGGACAUCUCAAAAUAUUCUAAGGUGAUUGCUCUCAUAAAAAGUAAAGCAGAGGGCUAUACAGGGAAAAAAUCCAAGACGUUUUCACCUGAUGAAAUAAAUAAGUUCUUAAAAGAAGCAAAUGAUGAUGAAUACCUUGCUGCUAAGGUCGCCUUGAUAUUUGGCAUUGUGGGAGCUUGUCGGCGUCAAGAAUUGCACAGACUUCAGUUCACAGAUGUAGAAGUUUGUGGAUCAAGAAUUCUUGUGAAGAUUUACAACACCAAAUCAAACACUAACCGAGUGUUCACUGUCACUGGUGAAUAUUUUGAACUUGUUAAAAAAUACAUAAGCCUGCGACCUGAUCACUGCUGUAGCCCAAGCUUUUUCAUACACUACCAUGCAGGCAAAUACACCUCAAUGAGUGUAGGUAUUAACCAGUUUGGUAAUCUAGGCAAAACUAUUGCCAAAUUCUUAGGACUUCGUAAUCCGGAAUUGUACACUGGACACUGUUUUCGAAGGACAUCAGCAACAAUAUUAGUUGACGCUGAUGGGGAUAUUUUACCUUUACGAGGGCAUGCUAGAUACAAAACAAUACCUAUAUCGGAGCCGGAGGACUCUACAAAUGACUCAGUGCCAAGUUUGGUUGCAAACGAAAGUAAUGUAAACAAAAAUGAUCCUAGCACAAUUAUACCAGAAACUCGCUCAAACAAUGUAACAGAGAAUAACAUUCAAAAGCCAAAUCAGUUUCGGAAUUCCUUUGAGAACCAGAGUAUUGAACAUGUAAAUAUAAAUAUUACAAAUACAGCUACAGAUGUUACAGAGAACUCAAUGGAAAACAAAGAUGAAGUAUGGAGUCAAAUACAGAAUUGUUUUUUCAAGAGGAAAACUGAUGUAAGUAUGAACACUCCAGGCACGAGUUUAUCAGAAGACUACUUUGACGAUUCAGUUGAGGAUGAAGAUAAAGUGAGGAAUCCAACUGAAAAUCCCUUAGAAGACAAUAGCAAUAAAAUUGUAAAUAUUAAUGUGCCAGGCGCACCCGGCAAUCUACAGCAAAUGAUGAGUACCCUAGUGCGCUUCAACAAUUGUAAUAUUCAAAAUGUUAAUAUUUAUUGCAAUAAGUAAGUAAUACUUUGAAACUCUUAGGUGGUUGCCACAAUGUGGUCUACAGGGAUGAACUCUCACACUGUAAACUCCACAGUGUAAGCACCAAGACUCCUUUCCCUGAAUCAGACUAUUAUAAGUAGGUUUAAGAAAAGGCAGGAAUCUUCAAUUUGUUAUUUGUAAUAACACUACUAAUUUGAACUAAAUAAAGAAUGACAUCUGGUGAACCAAAGUAUUGUAUAUUAAAUGUUUUGAUUUGUUUUUUUUUUUAAGUAGUCACAUUACUAUGUAAUAUCAAUUAUAAACUCAAAAGAAAUGUUGUCUAAAGUAAAAGUGACUAAUCCCUGCAGUCCUUGGUACAGUCGCCAUCAGCUAUAUCGGAGCGGCCAAGGUGCUCACACAUAUCUGAACACGCCUCUAUUGUCAUGGCACUAGGUGCGUGUUCAGAUAUUUUUGAGCACCUCGGCCGCCCUGAUAUAUCUGAAGGUGACUGUACCUCCAGCAUGGCACUUGAGGACUUGGGUUACUCUUUCUUUAGUAUAUGAUUAUGAAAUCUAUUUCAGUUUCUCCUUUAAGGAUUACACUUGAACUGUACAUACCCUUUGUUUUCAUGUAUUAGGAUUUAGGAUGAACAAGAUUGCUUAUUUAUAUGUACUUAGGUAGAACAGAGUUGGAAAAUUAAUUAUUUUCUAAGGUAGGUAAAAAAGAAGCCAAGCCUCUAAUUUUUUCAUACUAUACUGAACAACAUCAUACUCUAUACAUGAGAAUAACAGCGCCCUCUUGACAAUGAUCAUAUAUUUUUGGUCAGGCUUUACUAACUGAAGUAUGGCGCUUCUAUGGGAUAUGUUUGGCUAGGCAGUGACAAUCACUACGUGCGUGGUAGGAGUCUAUGAGUCGGGAAAUUUAAGUGCACUACAUAUUGCAUUAUAAUAUUUUAAAUAACUGUCAAAUUAAAAAUGUUAUUUUGUUAGUAAAUAAUUAAGACUUU